AUAUGCUAUUAAAAAAGUUCACAUUCGUUAAAACGUUGUCGUCUAAAAUAAUAAGGCACGGUGUUUACACAUUUUGAAAAUUUAUUGUUUGGUAAACAAUUCCAGCAGCGGUUUUGAAAAACAAAUAGUAGCCAUCGCUGUUUUUUAUGUGUAUAUUGUAUACCCAAUAGGUAGUGCCAACACGUCCUCAAGUAGUGAAUCGGUUUUCCUCGCUUAAAUCAAUAGCAAAACCCUAUCCUAUAAUAAAACAUUAUUUUAUUUUCGAAAACGAACGUUUAAUUGUUGUUAAAUUAAGUAUCGUGUGCGGAACAUGCGGACGUCAUUCGGAUAAAACCCCAUAUAGUAUUUACGGCGACAAUAAACCAUCAAGAUAAAUAUAGGUUAUGUGUAUCCUACUUUAUGGAAAAUGUUGUUUUCAAUAACCGCGACUCGUUUUACGUACCAAUUAUCCAGUGAUAAACGAAAAAUUCAUUAAUUAUUAAAUAACAUUUCAUUCCAACUCCCUUUUUCUUAAAACAAUUCACCAACAGAGAUGGCAUCUUUCGAUCACGAAGACAAAUCCAGUUGGUAUUUUGGUCCAAUGAGUAGACAAGAGGCUAAUGAUUUAUUGGAAGCUGAGAAAGAGAGUGGUGUUUUUUUGAUACGUGACAGCACCUCUUGUGUGGGUGAUUUUGUUCUUUGUGUUAAAGAAAAUAGUAAAGUGAGCCAUUAUAUUAUCAAUAAAACGCAAAGGAAUGACCAAGAAGCCUACAGAAUUGGCGACCAAACGUUCGAUGAUUUACCACGUCUCCUCAACUUUUAUAAAUUACAUUAUUUAGACACAGCCCCCUUAAUUCGACCAGCUAAUAAAAAACAAGAAAAAGUUAGAGGAAAAUAUGAUUUUGAUGGACAAGACGCCGAUGAUCUUCCAUUUAAAAAAGGUGAAAUUUUAACUAUUAUUAAAAAGGAUGAGGAGCAAUGGUGGACUGCUAAAAAUUCUAAAGGUGAAAGAGGAUCAAUUCCUGUACCAUAUGUUGAAAAGGUAGAUGACACACUAAAUGAAUUUCCAAGACCCCCAUCCGGUGGCUCAAUGCCAGCACCCCCCAUGGAUACAGGAAUGAAAAAGAAUCAAAUGAAUCGUAAAUUGCCAGCCAUGGCAAGAGUGAAACAAAGUAGAGUUCCAAAUGCUUAUGACAAAACAGCUUUGAGAUUAGAAGUUGGUGACAUCAUAAAAGUGACUAAGAUUAGCAUAAACGGUCAAUGGGAGGGUGAGCUAAAAGGAAGGGUGGGUCAUUUUCCCUUUACACACGUCGAAUUUAUCGACACUGAGGAAAGUUAGUGUUGAUAUUAAGAUCAACAAGAGAAAAAAAUUGAAAUUAAAAAAUAUUAUUAAUUAAUAACAAUAAAAUAAAUAUUGAUAUUUGCGUAAUUGUAUAGUUUUUUCAAUUAACGAUUGAUGAUGAUGCUGAUAGUGGAUUGAUGAUGUAUUUAUUAUUAUAAUUGGCACUAGCGUCUAAUAUCUACUUGCUUAGUAUUUAUGGUAGAGUACGGAGAAUAAAGAUAUGAUGGAAUUUUUGUUUUAAAAGUGUAUUUUUCUUAAUUACAUAUCAUAUUUAACUAAA
Molecule: messenger RNA, 1601 nt
Organism: Onthophagus taurus
Lineage: Eukaryota; Metazoa; Arthropoda; Insecta; Coleoptera; Scarabaeidae
Gene: Crk
Product: Crk proto-oncogene, adaptor protein
Biological process (GO): enzyme-linked receptor protein signaling pathway; cell migration
Cellular component (GO): cytoplasm
Molecular function (GO): receptor tyrosine kinase binding; signaling adaptor activity
Source: RefSeq, a predicted model, not a curated record